This is a messenger RNA of Carya illinoinensis, 726 nucleotides long. RefSeq lists its product as uncharacterized. Bases 1 to 726 code for a protein of 241 amino acids. NCBI's taxonomy places the organism in Eukaryota, Viridiplantae, Streptophyta, Magnoliopsida, Fagales, Juglandaceae. The transcript has 3 exons. Gene Ontology annotation, molecular function: zinc ion binding; nucleic acid binding. The record is from RefSeq and is a predicted model, not a curated record.
AUGACCGAUCGAAAGAGGGCCAUGCCAUUUACUACAAGCGGUAGUGCUGAGAAAAAGAGGCCUUUUUCUAGUCCGGAGAAAGGCAAGGGAAUAAUGAUAGGAGGACAGAAGCCGUCCUUUUAUUCACCAUGCCCUAAGUGUGGUAAGCUUCAUUCUGGAGAAUGUUACAGGGGAUAUGGAGUCUGUUACCGAUGUGGAAAACCAGGACAUAUGAUUAGAGAUUGUCCUAACACCAAGCAAGGUAGUGGAACUGGUGAUCGCAAGCCAAGGCCCCACAUCCCGGCACGCGUGUAUGCAGUAACACCAGGAAGUGUUAAUUUGUUAAGGUUCUUGGCUUGUGCACUAUUCGAUUCGGGUGCGUCGCAGUCCUUUGUGUCUGCAGCGUUUGCACGAAUUUGUAGUUUGCAGACUGAACUCUUACCACGACGGGUUGUAGUAUUAAUUCCCGAUGGGAAUACAGUAUCUUGUACCCGUUUAGUUAAGGAUUGUCCGUUAGAGCUAGAAGGAAGGACACUAAAGGCUAACUUGUUAGUAUUCGGGCAGAUGGAAUUCGACCUGAUUUUGGGGAUGGACUGGCUUUUCAAGCACUAUGCUAAGAUAGACUGUCGGAAACGAGAGGUUGUGUUUGAACCUCCCACUGAAGACAGGAUGAGUUACGCUGGAACAUUAGUUAAGGCCACCCCAACUUUGAUCUCGGCGUUGCAAAGGAGACAACCAAAACUAUAG